CCGAAAGGGACUUAAGUCGGAGAAGUUUGCGCACAGCCUCAUCUCGGGGCGAGCAGAGGCAGGCUCCGCUAAGGAAAGCCAGCCCCCCCCAGACCCUGGGUGGGCUGCACCUUGCGGACUGCAGACCCUCCUGGUUGGAGAGGUGCGCACUUCCGCACCUCACCCUGAGGUUGGUGAAGCCCGAGAUCCUGAGAACGCCUGAGCUGUGCCCAGACACCCAGUGAGAGAAUUCCUGGAUCCACCUAAGGUAAGUGUAGAGCGCCUUCCACACGAGAAGAAACGGACAGAGCACAGCUGCUACACCCCGGAUUUGAAAAUGAGUCCACGGAGGUCCAGAGUGAGAAGGGGCAACCUUCGCAAGCCGAAGAUGAGGUUCCCUUUCAUGAACCGGUACACCCUUCUGCUCCUCCUUCUGGUGAGCCCCAGCCCAGUUGUUCAGGCCCCUUCCAAUCACACUGACUCCAGCCUCAAUCACGAGCCAUUCCUGUACCUGGUUGGACGCAAGAAGCUCGUAGAUGCCCAGUACAGAUGCUAUGACCGAAUGGAGCAGUUGCCUCCUUAUGAGGGUGAAGGUCCAUUUUGCAACCGCACCUGGGAUGGCUGGCUGUGCUGGGAUGACACUCCAGCUGGGGUGAUGUCCUACCAGCCAUGCCCUGACUACUUUCCAGACUUUGACCCAGCAGAAAAGGUUUCAAAAUACUGUGAUGAAAACGGAGAAUGGUUUAGACACCCUGACAGCAACCGAACCUGGUCCAACUACACUCUGUGCAACGCGUUCACUCCUGACAAACUGCAUAAUGCGUAUGUCCUGUACUACCUGGCUCUUGUGGGUCACUCUUUGUCGAUCGCUGCUUUGGUUAGUUCCAUGGGGAUCUUCAUGUUUUUCAAGAACCUUGGCUGCCAAAGGGUGACUCUGCAUAAGAACAUGUUCCUUACUUACAUUCUGAACUCUAUCAUUAUCAUCAUCCACCUGGUUGAGGUCGUGCCCAAUGGAGAUCUGGUGCGACGGGACCCGAUGCAUAUAUUUCAUCAUAACACACAUAUGUGGACAAUGCAGUGGGAACUGUCACCACCCCUACCCCUGAGUGCAAAGGAGGGAAAGCUGCACCCUCAUGACAGUGAAGUGAUAAGUUGCAAGAUUCUGCACUUCUUCCAUCAGUACAUGAUGGCUUGCAACUAUUUCUGGAUGCUCUGUGAAGGGAUCUACCUUCACACUCUCAUCGUUGUGGCUGUGUUUACUGAGGAGCAACGCCUGCGCUGGUACUAUCUUCUCGGCUGGGGGUUCCCAGUGGUGCCAACCAUCAUCCAUGCCGUUACUCGUGCUCUCUACUACAACGACAACUGCUGGCUGAGUGUGGAGACCCACUUGCUCUACAUCAUCCAUGGACCCGUCAUGAUGGCUCUGGUGGUCAAUUUCUUCUUUCUGCUCAACAUCGUCCGCGUGCUCGUGACCAAGCUGAGGCAGACACAUGAGGCUGAAACCUACAGGUACCUGAAGGCUGUGAAGGCUACCAUGGUUCUUGUGCCCCUGCUGGGGAUCCAGUUUGUCGUGUUUCCCUGGAGGCCUUCCAACAAGGUGCUUGGGAAGAUCUAUGAUUACGUCAUGCACUCUCUGAUUCAUUUCCAGGGGUUUUUUGUCGCUACCAUCUACUGCUUCUGCAACCAUGAGGUGCAAGUCACCCUGAAGCGCCAGUGGGCGCAGCUGAAGAUCCAGUGGAGCCAGCGUUGGGGAAGGCGCCGCCGCCCCACCAACCGCGUGGUUGCGGCUCCCCGCGCCGCCGCCUUUGAGGAGCCAGGUGGCCUCCCCAUCUACAUCUGCCACCAGGAGCCAAGGAACGCUCCCGUCAACAACAAUCAAGGCGACGAGGGUGCUGAAAUGAUCCCCAUGAACGUCAUCCAGCAAGAGGAAUCCGCUUGAAUGUGAAGCCGCCCCAAGCAUUGUGAUCCACUGAGCCUUCAUUUCCCGGGGGAAAGAUAGACCAUGCAUUCCAAGUGACCCCCAUUCCCCCCCGCAGGAGCUGAGCAUAUCAUUUGUGAAGAAGUAUUAAGUGAAUUUUGUCCAUAGUGAUGUUGAAGAGAGUGAUCCUUGGUACUAUUGCUUUGGGAGACAGUCUAGGAAUAGAGUCUCCCACUGCAACUCGUGAACUCCAUCAUUCAUCUGGGACGGAGAUGCCAAUGUCAUAGGAAUGCAGUCAAGGUAUCCAGAAAUUGCCACUAAAUUGACCUAGUUCAGAACAGGGUGCUCCUUGUUAACCUCCAGCCAUUUGUACCGCUGAGAAAUUACAAUCACUCUCAAGGUUUUUAAUUUUAACACUAGAUUUUGAAUUAGACUAUUUCUGUAUUUGGCUAUGGAUCUGAUUUUUAAUUUUUUUAUUUCAAUCAAUUCCUGUUAUUACACAUUUUACCAUCAUCAUCCAUACGGUGUAAACACUGCACAAAUAGCAUGACCUCGGAAAGGUGAUGUCUUUUCAACACACGAAUGGGGAAGAGUGUGGGAAGAAGGUCUGUGUACUGGGCAGGAAGAUGUACAUUUAGAGUGAGUUUGCUCGAAUUGUACCCUCCUCAGAUGGCUUUCGGAUAAUCCAGUCCACAGGCAGACCCGAAUGUUGUAAGGAUUUGAUCUCAGUGUUGCAUGUGCUUUGGUCACUGACAUUUAUCAGUUGGGAGGUCACCAAGAAUCAAUUGCCAAAUUUUUCACAGAACUGCCAAAAACAUAAUUCUCUGUGAAAGAGAACAUUCUUUAAAGAGAGUUUUCCACUUUCCUAAACUACAGGAUUUAUAAAGCAAAUCACUUCAAGGUUUAUAAAGCAGAUUACCUCUUGCCCUUGGGUGCUAUCUAGCAGCAAGAGAUAGAUUUGUUUACGGCUGGUAAUUAAAAGACUCCAUACAAGUCUAUUAACUGCCUUCCACCCAGCUUCAAAGCUUAACAAGAUCUCUGGGUUUCCCAGGAAGACUCCGUGUGGCUAAUUACAAAUCAGUUUCUAGUUGACCUCCUGUUUGCUGCUAUUAGCAAAACAGGAGGGAAAAAAAAUACACAGCAUAAGGACUUGGAGUUUAACCACAUAUUAAUUCAUCUUAAAGUAAAAACAGCUUCUCAUCAAAACCCGGUAUUAUAUUUCCACAUCUCUCUUUACUCCCCAAUAUAAGAUAUUCAAAGGUCCAUGAAUAAACCAGUAUCAUCACUGAUUUCUGAAUCUGCAACAGCAAUCAGUUACCAUUAUUUAAUUUGUUUGCUAAAUGAGGAACUUCAUUGAAACCCCUCCAAAAUCUUGUCUCAUCUGUCAUCUUAUGUCACUGCCUUUCAGAAGUGAUUGAGUUGGCUAAAGACAAAAGUAACCUGAUUCGUCCUGGUUACGUAUUUGGUGCACCCAGAGAAAAACUGUAUUUCCCUAGUGACUAUAGACCUUGGAUACUGAGUGUGUCUCCUUUACCAAAUGUAAGGGAGGAAUUGAAACGAAGGUAUUUUUUCCAAUCACAGUGUUACAUGGUGAUGUUCCUAUUUUUUUGUUUACAAACAUCAAAACCAGUGUGUUUCAGGCAGCUCUAGUACAAAUGUGAUAAUAUAUUGCUGAAGUAUUUGAGAUGUUAUUGUGCUGGUGUAGUAGGGGCUGAUGAAAUCAAACUGGCUCAUCAUAGUGUUGCAUGUAAUACCUAAAUUGUGUGAAACGCUUCUGCUAUGUACAUGUAUAAAUUAAUACAGAGCAUAUUGAAAA
Psammomys obesus (fat sand rat) is the source of this 3713-nucleotide messenger RNA. It is a transcript of the gene Calcr, whose product is annotated as calcitonin receptor. Gene Ontology annotation, biological process: adenylate cyclase-activating G protein-coupled receptor signaling pathway; cell surface receptor signaling pathway; positive regulation of cytosolic calcium ion concentration. The record is from RefSeq and is a predicted model, not a curated record. The transcript has 16 exons. Gene Ontology annotation, molecular function: amylin receptor activity; calcitonin receptor activity. NCBI's taxonomy places the organism in Eukaryota, Metazoa, Chordata, Mammalia, Rodentia, Muridae. The coding region runs from base 317 to 1918 and encodes 533 amino acids. Gene Ontology annotation, cellular component: axon; plasma membrane.